ACCAUGUUAUAAAUAUUUUUAAUAUUAUAUAAUCAAAAAUAAUAUUUUUAAUGUUGUAUUCCCAUCUAUGACAAUGCAUUUUUAGAUGUAACAGGAUUGAAUAUAAACAAAUGGAUGUAUAGGUAUGAAAGAUAAUGAUUAAGAAUGUGGAACAGCGAAGACGAAGAUAAUGAAGCUGGCGAAAGAGUGUCAUUACACCAAAAUGACAAUCGUGAGAGGCCAAGAUCACCAUGGUUUUUGCUUCCUGCUGCUUCAUGUGUUGCUUCUUUGGGUGGAAUUUUAUUUGGAUACGACAUAGGAAUUAUAUCUGGUGCAAUGCUGCUACUAAAGACGGAAUUUCAGUUGUCAUGUCAGCAACAAGAACUGAUUGUCACAUCACUAUUGAUAGGUGGUUUGAUUGCUUCUAUAGUUGGAGGACAGUUAUUGGAUAGGUAUGGUCGAAAAAUCACCAUCAUCAUAAAUGCUGGUCUAUUUUUCGCUGGAGCACUUGUGUUAACAUUUUCCAAAUCCUUUCCUGUAUUUAUCAUCGGAAGAGUUGUUGUUGGUUUUGCUGUUUCUUUAUCUGCAAUAGGAGACUGUGUUUACAUUUCUGAAAUUGCGCCUGCGAACAAAAGAGGUCUUCUCGUUUCAUUGAACGAACUCGGGAUCACAAUUGGUCUUCUUUUUGCUUACUUAGUCAACUUUCUACUGAUAAACGUUUCGCAGGGUUGGAAGUAUAUGUUUGGGAUAUCUGCUAUUCCUGCUGCUUUUCAAGCAUUAGGGAUGUUAUUUCUUCCAGCAAGUCCACGCUGGCUUGUAACAAUGGGGGAAGAGGCUAGGGCAAAAACCUUGAUUGCGUCAUUGUGGCCUGAGAAGGAUGUCAACAAAGAGAUGUCACGCCUUAAAGCGUCAUUGUCAUCAGAAAAGAGUUACAGUUUUACAGAUUUAUUCAGAAAAAAAGAAAAUUUGCGAAUGCGGAUGUUUGUUGGUUGUGGAAUUGUCCUGUUCCAGCAGUUGACUGGCCAACCCACUGUUUUAUACUAUGCUCCAGUUUUGUUUAAAACUCUUGGUUUUAACAAGAAUGCUUCUGCAACGUUAGCCACUGUUGGUCUAGGCGUGGUCAAGGUUGUGUUUACCCUUCUUACUUUAUGCACCGUUGAUAAAUUAGGUCGGAGAACGUUUCUACUUCUUGGUGCUAUCAUUAUGACAAUCAGCGUGGUCAUACUUGCUGCUGUUACUGAACCUUUAAAUAAAAUAGAAAAAGGUCCACAAUGUGGUGAAAUGGCUGGCACACAAAAACUUCAUUUUCACUUAUUACAUCCAAAGGUUUGCACCAACGCGACGCAGAUUAAUUCGACUAGUAAUUUAAAUAUUGACAUUAAAAAUAAAAAUACUUUUUCUACUUCUGUUUCAAUAAAGAAUGAAAACUGUUCUGCUACAGAGAACGAUGAAACGAUAAAAACACAGAUACCUGGUGCAGUAAAAUAUACAUGUUUCAUUGCUCUGAUGUUGUUUGUGAUUGGUUAUGCGGUUGGGUACGGUCCAAUGAGCUGGCUUCUUUUAACUGAAAUAUUUCCUACUGGAAUAAAAGGUCGAGCUGUAGCUGCUGCUAGUAUUGUAAAUUGGGGAACAAAUAUUGUUGUAUCAAUGACGUUUCUAGAAGUUAUCGGAUCAAUUGGACCAUUUUGGACCUUUCUAACAUACGCUUUGAUUGGAGUGGUGGCUAUAUUUUUUCUUUGCCAUUUUGUUCCUGAAACUAAAGGAAAAUCGUUAGAACUCGUCAGUGCUGAACUCAAUCAAGGCACAUUUCAUUGCACCGUGAUCAGAUGUUGUGCGGAAGGUCACGUGUUACUGGUUGAAGAUGACGAGCAAGAUAUUUUGCUGCAUGGCGACGAUUGGAUCACUAAUGACGUAGAAGAUGCUCUAUGACCGCUCUCCUAAUUUCGAGUCUAAAUAUUUUUUAAUUUUAUACUUUUGGUUUGAGCCAGUAACAUUUUAACAUUUUUGUAUAUAUAUGUUUUUUAUAUUUGUAUUAGUUUUUUCUUUUUCCCUGAAAAUUUGUUUAUUGGACCA
Molecule: messenger RNA, 2052 nt
Organism: Hydractinia symbiolongicarpus
Lineage: Eukaryota; Metazoa; Cnidaria; Hydrozoa; Anthoathecata; Hydractiniidae
Product: solute carrier family 2, facilitated glucose transporter member 10-like
Exons: 16
Coding region: 145-1908 (587 amino acids)
Biological process (GO): transmembrane transport
Cellular component (GO): membrane
Molecular function (GO): transmembrane transporter activity
Source: RefSeq, a predicted model, not a curated record